Molecule: messenger RNA, 6607 nt
Organism: Varroa destructor (honeybee mite)
Lineage: Eukaryota; Metazoa; Arthropoda; Arachnida; Mesostigmata; Varroidae
Biological process (GO): regulation of transcription by RNA polymerase II
Molecular function (GO): DNA-binding transcription factor activity, RNA polymerase II-specific; RNA polymerase II transcription regulatory region sequence-specific DNA binding
Source: RefSeq, a predicted model, not a curated record
ACUUCCGAACCCGGUGCGUAUCUAGGCUCUAUCUAGGCGUUAGCCAAGGCUACAGUCUAAGCCAGCUACCAAGCGGCCGGCUUUAGCCUAGGCUAGGAGGAGGCUAGGCGCAACGCAACCUAAAGAGGCAGCUGCUUGCAGGCUCGUGAUGCUGAACUAGCCGGUUCGGCCAAGACUCUCUGCGUCUCAGCCAAGCAUUCCUUGCUCCUCUACGAUUGUGGGAACGAGCUGUACCCAGCGCGCUAAGUGCUACUGCACUCCGAGCCAAAGCUGAGGCCCAGAUUGGCCCCGGGGCCGGUUGCCCCAUUGGGCCAACGCUACUACCACGCGUUAGUCUUGUACCAUACCGCACCGUAACGUAUCGCUUGCUACCGUCUGGAACCAUUACCUCGACGUCGGCUACGACGUUGAUGACAGCGACUUCGACAACCCCAACGUCAGGGCCUCCUGCUUCCUGAGGGCGAACCUCAUUCUCUCGCGCCGAAACGGAUGAUUCAAGCAGAGGCAAAAUUCAAUUUGUUUCUCGUCACAAGCCGCUGCCGGCGCCGCCGCCACUGUCACGAGAAAAAGAAGCUUGCACUUUACGGCUUUUGAUCUGUUCGAUCUGAUUUUGUGUUCAAAGUUUCUUUGUGAGAAGGGGGUGGCUGAUUGACUGGUAACUGUUGAUCCGAGUCGAAACACAUCAGGCGUCAGCGAUCGUCACUCGUCAGAAUACAUUAGGUUCAAUAUUGCUGAAGCUGUCAGCGAAGUCCGAGAACCUAACAGUUGUGUAUGAGGUCGCAUUACGUGAAACGGUUCAACAGAGCUAAAUGGAGCGAUGAUCCUGGAGGUGGUAAUUGAUUGAUUAGUUCAUUGCUCCUAGUGGAUGGCGAUAUUGUCGCUGAUCGAAAGAAGAUUUGAUGGUUCAGGUGCAGAAUCUUCCUCGUUAACAGCAGCUACACGUCUGUGAUAGGCGAGCGAUUUCGCCGUUGAUAUCGGUGUUUACACCCGCUUGUUCUUUUUCUUCCUCCUUACCCGUCGUUCGACCUACAUAGUCGAAUGCUUGGCACCUACCCCAGAGAAACAAGUUCCACCUUAAUUCAAAAUUUGACCCCAGUUACGUUGAAACAGCGUCGCGCAAUAUCAAAUACCCUAAAGGUAACAAUAUUUGACGUGGUGGUUGAAGUAAAAGUGUUAGCAAGCUGUCCAUCCACUGGGAAUUUGUGUUGUGUAGAUGAUCAACCGUAUGGCCGUGAGUGAUUAAGUGUUAAUGGUACGUAACGAACUGUAUAUGCAUUACGAAGUGUUAAUCUGAAACGAGAUCUUGAUAGCUUUCAAGUUUGCCAACCAGUCUCAAGUCGAUUUAUGGAAAAAUCGAGCAAAAUAGAAGAAUAGUUUAACCACUAAUGUUUUUCCAAACGUGUCCAAGUAAUCGUCACCGUCUCCUUCUUUAACUUAAAUGAUAUAUGAGUAUUUGACAGAGAAGUGCUAUUUAAUAAUCCUUUCAAAAGCGGCAAUCGACCAUCAAGGAGUAACAGACAGACAAUCGCGCUAGAACGUUAUCUAGCCUUUGAUAUGAGCAAUGAGUAAACUUUCCCGUAACACUACCCUAUGAAAAUUGCUUGGGAGAAACGUGCCGAUCGAAUCAAUCAGAUAAUUUUUUGGCUAAUCAAUUUGGUCAACUGGUGCAGUCCGUUCUGAUUUAGCUUAAAGGACCCAUUAAGCCCAACAAAUAUUCGUGUACUGUGCAACCAGGCAACCUUCCGUAAAUAUAAUUUUUUCAACUACGGACUUCAAUCGAUCCUCACCAGCCUCAGCAACUAGUCGAUUUGGCUCGAAGAAAUCGCCUGUUUUCAUCGAGUUGGCUUGCCGGACUUCGGGGCCGUUCGGAACUGUGGCGUUCUCUGUAGGAUUUCUAAGGACUCGCGGGCUGUCAAGGCCCCAUACGACGCCAGGCUGUUACUUCGGGACGAGAUCCUCCGCCAGUUCGGGGGCGGGCUAGGCACGUUAGGACAUUACAGCGCCCUUCCAGGAGGCGGUGGUGUUCACAGCGGCAGUACGGGUGGUAGUCCAACACCUCCCGGAAUCACCGGAAACGCUUCGAGCCACAUAGGUGGCAGCGGGGGUGCUAACGGAGGCGGUGGAUCCAGUCCCCUGGGCGCCAUGGUUGAACGUCACGGAGGCGUUAGUGGGUGUGAUUGUGGACGGAGCUGGUGUAGCAUUUGUGGGGGAAAUUCGUUAGCAUCAGCUGUCUCCCAGGCCAAUGGAAGGCUCAGCGCUGAACAGCAUUCGCCGAGCCCAUCGCCCGUCGACAAAGCGCUGCCGUCGCUAGCGCUAGGAAGCGGAGGCGUCGCCCUGGGCGGAGUGGUCGGCAGCUUGAAAGGAGCCGGAGGUGGAACAGGACCCGGGAGUCCCUUUCUCUAUAACUCACCGCAUAUGGCGCCACCUUCGCCUUCGCCGAGUCACACGCCCACCGAUGGUCUGCUCCAGCAGAGCUCCGGACAACCGCACUCGCCUUACAAAACGAGUGGCGCCACUGGUGGGGGUGCGUUCAAAAAGCUGAAGGUCGAGCCGGGUUGCUUGCCCCUUACAAGUGCCGCUGUAGCGGCGGUUCACAGUCCUCAGGCAGCUCUUGGAUCACCAGCUUGUCUGCCACAAACGCCCGCUAGACGUCGUCAUCGGACGACGUUUACCCAAGAACAGCUUCAGGAGUUGGAAUCAGCAUUCGCCAAAAGCCAUUACCCAGACAUUUAUUGUCGGGAAGAAUUAGCCAGGAUCACAAAGCUCAACGAGGCAAGAAUACAGGUGUGGUUCCAGAACCGCCGCGCCAAGUAUCGCAAACAAGAAAAACAGCUUCAACGCGCCUUGGCCGGACCUUCUGCCAUGAUUCCGGCGGCCUGCAUGCGAUCCAUGUACCCAGGUCCUGCGGGCAUGGGUGUCGGUGGGGUCGCGGUAAGCGGGCAUCAGCAGGGAGCCGUUAGUGGAUACGGCUCACCAGGAGGUUACGGAGGGCCGCCCGGAGCACAGACAUUGGGUGGCCCCUCUUCUUCGCACUACAUGGGGUCACAGGGUCCUCAGCCACCAGCUAGUCCCUAUUGUGGCCCUGCUCAAGGGCCAACAGCUAGCCCUUUCCACUCGCACUCUCAGGGGGGAUCUGUCAGUUCGGCCGGCAGCUCACCUGCUCACGAAUGGUAUGCUAAGAGCGGCGCACUUGCUGGAUUGAGGUUAAACUCGUCGUCGUUACACUAUCCCUCAAGUUAAGUUCGCAUCUUUGUUAGGCCAGGUGACUGCGUAUCGACCUAUGGCCUCCGGCAGGCAGUCGACGUGCGCGGACUGAACGCUUUGACCUCUAGUGGUACACGCAAACCAAUCAAUACAAAGCAAUGCCACCAGAUAUAUUCAUUAACGCCAAAUUACUACAGUGGUACGCUGUGUAAGAUGUCGCAGCGAUGCCCGAAAGACGAAUUGGUCUAAUGGACUGAGAUUUUCAAUCCAUCAAUUAGAAGUCCGAAAAUAAUCAAAACUCAGACGUCGAUCCGACAGGAAGGAGUCGGUCUGCGAAGUCUAAGAAUUAGCAUAGACGCCUAGUCGCAUAUGACGAAGAGAUCUCGAUCGGAGAUUCAGUUUCGGUGGUGGUUGGGUAGCCAAAACUCAGAAACUUUGAAAGAAAUGCUCGUAGGACCGGGGCGCUGAAAAUGGUGCCGCAAAUAUUGUCAAUCCUCAAAUGAUGUAUAUAUGAGAGUCUUGUAUAUUGCACUUAAAUGACGAUAUAUAUAUAUAUAUAUAUAUACAUAUAUAUUACCAUAAUGAUGAUAGGUAAUAAUUACCAACAGUUCCCAAUAUUUUUGUCAGUGGCACUAUCCGAAGAGAAUUUGAAAAGUUAACCUUCUUCUCAGCGAUAGCCUUCUUGGGUAAAAAAUUUAAUCUAUGUAGGAAUAAGAACUUUAACAAAAUAAACACGUAUCCGUUUUUACGCUUUAGCUAAACGUCUACCACUGCAACACAAAGAUGAUAAGCUUAUAUAUGCCUAAGCUGUAUACUUACAUUCCGGGCUUUUUGCAAAAGAAGAUAGCGUCACUAUAGCGAUACAUCCAAAUAUUAUAAUUAUAACAACAUGCGACAUCGAACUCCCACGCAGUCAACUAUAUAAUAAUCGCCGCGUAACCAACCCUUUCUAGUCGUAAGCGGCCGUUUGUCUUGUAUACCACGCCAUCUGGCAUAUUACAGGAUACACUUGAAGAAGUAAGAACAAGGAAAAAUAGAACGUGGCCUCUAUUUGAAACAGUACAAAACAGAACCGAAAUGAUAACACCUAUAGUUGCGUAUAAUGCCGUCGGAAGGGGGUUUUCGAAAGAAAUCCUAUAUAGCCAAAGAAAAGGCCAUCGAAGGUAACCAACCUAUCUCGAAUGAUCCAGAUACACUUCUGACACUGAUAGUGCUUUCUGCGACGAGUGGAUUAACACAGCGGCAAGUGAUAAAUUAUUUACAAGAUUAUCACAUUGAAGCUCACUAUAAGACUUGCGAACUUACGUGCUUUCUGAAUCAAAUUGUUUUUGUCAGGACAAACAGACAAUCUGUUUUGCUAGUCGACGGCAAAGUUAAGGUGGCAAUUAAGUUAUGCUCUAGUCAUGCGCGUUAUAUAGAAGAGUGAGCUAGUUCGUAGUCGGGAGUGAUCGUAACUUGACAGUCCCCCUAUCUAUAAAUAGAUGGUCUGUGCGUCAAACGAAUAGCAAGAACGGCUCAACGCAUUCUGCUUCCGUUUUCAACAGAGGUCAUAACACUGAAUAUCGAGAGUAACCCCAUAUUCGCCAGUGCUAGAGGGCAGAUUCUUCAGCUGACCCGAGCUUGCAGGCCUACUCGUUCGAUGUUCGUCCUAAUGAUAGAUAUAUCGGCGGAUAGUAACUUUUUCGCUUUAACUUUUGCUGGGUGCUUUGACAGCCAUAGCAAUGCACGGUAUGAUCUUCCAGCGUCAACGUAACUAUUCUCGAUAAACGCUGAUGAUAAUUUAACAGCUUCAUCUACCUGUCAUAACUGCGAGUAAUUCUCAAGACAUCCUAACCCCUGAGACAAUUUACUGUGCACUGUUUGUUGACGCUGCAGAAACACUAAACUGAGUUUGGUACGGGAGUUCAAAAUUCAAAAUGGCCGCCAUCUGUAACUUAGCGACAAAUCUCCGUCAUCGCGCCAACGAAUAGCACACAGUUGUAAUCUAUAACGGUAUCUUAGUCUGUUCAGAUAGGUGCCUCGGCUAGACUCAUUUGACCGCAUGUGAUUACAAAGCAAACUGAAAAUGAAAAAAGCAGAUCUUUACAUAUGAGCGAACUCUGAACAUGAUCAUGUUAUAACGAGCAUGAUUAUGAUGUGUAGAGAAACAAUCUUUGUUGAGGCUUUGAUAGUUGUGUAGCAUUCACGCUAGUUGGCAGGACGUGGAUCAAUCUUCGAAAAGGUCUUACUAGAUGUGCUUGCUAUGGUGGGAACUCAUAGUCAAUUAUGUUGAUAUUUGUCACUGUCUUCUACGUGGUAUAAAAAAAACUUCAAUGCAAGUGAAUGAGCCAACUUCUCUUUUGAAAGGUCCACGGACCCUUUCACCAUUGCGAGGCAGUGCAAAAGAAACAAGGCGAGAAAAUUAGCCGAGACAGAUCGAUAAAUGGUUGAGCUAACUAAAACGACAGCGCCAGAAGAAAACCGUUGGAGAAACAGAGAUUACCAAACGAGUCAUUAAUCGAGAUGGAAAAAACUUCAGAUGAAAAAAAGUUCAGAUGUAUAUAUAACACAACAACAACAACAACAAACAAACAAACAAACAAAAACUUCGCCGGCUUUAGGCUAUUAAUUAAACGGCAAAUCAAAUAUCGGCUGUCUGUGCUACCAAUGCAAAUUUUCGUCCUAAAAAAAACAAACGGGGUCACUGGUAAAGAACAUUCUUUUUCUUUAUGUGAACGACAAUGCUAUCCUUAUACGAAGAGUAAAAAAGCGGAUGAACGAACCUUGAGUGUCUAUAGGCCUAUAUAUAUAUAUAUAUAAAAUAAUGCAUUGAAUUAUAUAAUGCGGUGAUGAGCAAAGCCAAAUGGACAAACACUUGAACGAGAACACGUGCGACAGCAACAAAGCGGUUUCAGCAUACAAGCCGAUGUCUAUAUAAAUACAAAAAAAAAAAAUAAAUAAAUCCGCACUAAAGAGGAUGAAUGAAAAUGAGAUAUCCAGUCAAUAAUAAUAAUUAUUAUUAUUGCUAUUAUUAUAUCUUAUUAUUAUUAUCAAUCAUUGCAGUACAGUCAUGGAGGAGGAGGAAAUGGAGAUCCAAUGGCGAAAAGAACAAGACGAGUAUGAUAUUAUAUGAAAUAAUGCGGAAAAGGUAAGAGAUAAAAUCAUACAUUUUCUGUAUAAAGUCGUAAAUACUAUAUUCCUAUAUGAUUGUGAUUAUAAUAAUGACGCUGAGAUAAUGAACACGAGAUAAUUCGUAUUAAUUAUUCUACGACAGUGAAAGCGAACGAAAGGAGAGUCGUGGUAGUUAUAGCCGGCGGAAAGUAAUAAAACGAUAAGUAAAGUAACUACAAGAAGUGUCACGAACGUGACAAAAACAAACAAAUAAAUAAAUAUAAACAUCUCUAUAACUCUAUAAUUCAUGAAU